Rhododendron vialii is the source of this 1959-nucleotide messenger RNA. RefSeq lists its product as uncharacterized. Bases 614 to 1843 code for a protein of 409 amino acids. The record is from RefSeq and is a predicted model, not a curated record. NCBI's taxonomy places the organism in Eukaryota, Viridiplantae, Streptophyta, Magnoliopsida, Ericales, Ericaceae. The transcript is spliced from 2 exons.
GUUGGUUUAUUUGCUGGAGACAGCCUGUCACCAACAAAUCCCCGCCUCUCUCUCCUCCCCUCCCUCUCUCUCUCUCCCCCUCCUCUCCCACAUUACCUUCCAUACCUUACGUUCUCUCUCUCUCACUGUGUGUCUCUCUCUCUCCAAAACCUCUCUCUCUCUCUGAGUCUCUCUCUUAGGGUUUGAAAUCUGCUCCAGCGGCCCCUGAUUCGUCGUUGUCCCACAACAGAUCGAGCCUCUAUGCCUCGUGGUUUGACAUUGCGGUUCAUUUCGGAGCUUAUGCGUUAAGGUUCAGAAAUGUUUAUGUGGGCUUGAUCAGGAUGUGUCUUAAGUGCAAGGACUUACUGUUGUUGACAGCAAUGCUCAGUAUUUCAUUAUAGUCGAGUUACAGAGUUGCUUUACUCUCACUGGUCAACCGAGAUUUCUGCUGAGUGGAUUUCUGAUUGAUCAUCCCUGGACUUAUAUAUGGUUUUUUGGUGUCAACAUUGGGCUGUAGAUAUUGUUGUGCGAUUGGCUCUUUCCAUUUUCAUUUGCUGAGAAGUCAUUCACAUUCCAUAAGGUUUUUCAGUGUCCAUGCUGGCAGAGAGCAUGCGUGGAAUCUGCGGUUUGGGUAAUGCCCCUGACGAGAGUUGUUGCUGAUGCGCUCGGUGUGUUGACAAUUUGCCUUGUUGCUCUCUUGGUCCUUCUUGGCUUGUUCUGCAUUUUGUAUUCUGUCUACUUCCGCUCUCACAUCCGCACUCCAGGUUUUAUUCAGCUCAGUUAUUUCAGUCGUCCUUGGAUCAUCCGAAUUGUAUUCAUCCUGUUUGCAAUCUGCUGGGGUUGUGGUGAGAUUGUUAGAUUAAAUCUGUUGAGACAGGAGGGCAGCGCAUCGAAUGUUCUGAUCUCAAAAUGGCAGGAAACUGUUUGCAAAAUUUAUGUUGUUACAAACCUAGGGUUUGCGGAACCUUGUUUGUUUCUCACCCUUGCAUUUCUCGUUCGUGCGUCCUUAUCAAAGACCGAGUCAGGUACAUUGAGCCAAAAAUGGAAUCUGAAAACAGCAGGUUACGUUCUGCUGUGUUGCGUCCCUUUGUUUGUUCUUCAGCUUAUUGUUGUUCUAAUUGGACCAGAGAUUUAUGAAGGAGAGAGCUUUAUGAGCAAAAAAGCACACUAUACGGCUGCUGCAUACGAGAUGGAGGACCGAAACGUUGCCCUUUGCACCUACCCUUUAUUGAGUACAAUCUUCCUUGGUCUUUUUGCUAUUGUCCUAACUGCUUAUUUGUUCUGGCUCGGUAGGGGUAUUCUAAAUUUGGUCAUCAAUAAGGGUUUGCAAAAAAGAGUUUACGCAUUGAUACUCUCUGCUUGCAUUUUCUUUCCAUUAAGGGUUUUACUCCUUGGUUUAACCGUUCUAUCUAGGCCAGAGCAACUUUUGUUUGAAGCUCUUUCAUUCUUGGCUUUUCUUUCCCUUUUAUGCUGUGUCGGGGUGGAUAUUUGCAUCCUCGUCUACUUUCCAGUUGCUGAUUCUUUAGCUUUGAGGAAAUUACACGACAUUGAGGCUAGGAGAAGGAUUAGUGAUGAACACCACAUCGACACUGUUUCACUAAUUGCUAACCGAAGCCCUCUGGAAGAAAUUACGGAAAGCCCUAGGAGAAGUUCAGUCACUUCUGCGAACCGUGGUUCCAUUUCUUUUCGGACUACUAUGGAGAGGGGUGAAUCCUCGGGGGAAUUUGUGGAACUGGGCCUUCUCUAUCCUAGCCAGUCUUCAACAAUUGCAGGGCCGUCCCGACUUCUUGGCUGGCCUAUGAUCUCUCCGACACAAGGUCACGAAGUUCGUGAAUUGCAAACGGGAAGUGAGAAUUUGUGGUAGAGCUCAUUUUUGUGGUGUGUAAAUUUUUUAGUUGCAAUAAUACUGCUAUCUUUUCAGUUUUGUUUUUCAUUUGAUAUAUAUUCAAUGGUUUGCCUGCUACUGGCUUAAAAUUUUUU